AUGCAGGACCUUCUGAUGGGUCGUUUGGCGUUGGAUCUGCUGGAGUUGCUUGAAGUAAUUCUACAGACCUAUCUCAUUCAGGACUGUUUCCGCCGAUGCAGUGAGGAGGAAUUUCAACGCAACGCGAAGCCCGUGGUAUACUUAAAAGUGGACAACAUUUUGAAGGAGGAGGAUGAGGAGGGUGGCAGAGAUUUUCUUAGCCUUUCGUUCACAUCUGAUGAGUCUCUAGACGUCUCUGCAAGAAUGGGCACUUUGUAA
Dibothriocephalus latus is the source of this 258-nucleotide messenger RNA. The record is from the annotation of a GenBank genome assembly. Lineage: Eukaryota; Metazoa; Platyhelminthes; Cestoda; Diphyllobothriidea; Diphyllobothriidae.